Molecule: messenger RNA, 1167 nt
Organism: Rotaria sp. Silwood2
Lineage: Eukaryota; Metazoa; Rotifera; Eurotatoria; Philodinida; Philodinidae
Source: the annotation of a GenBank genome assembly
AUGAUGUUAUACAUGCCAACAGCAACAUUAACUACACCAGUUAUUGUUCAAGAAACUCAAACAAUACCAAUACAAACAACAACAACACGUUAUUAUAUGUUACCAACAACAACAAUAACUCCAGUAGUACCACUUCUUAAUACAGCAUUAGUUUAUCCAGCAUAUGGUAUUAUAACUAAACCUAUUGAAAAAACUAAUACUGAAAAAUCUCAAAUUUCUGAAGUUCAACAUGUUGUACAUCAUUAUCCUCCUUCAACAUGUUCAGUAAAACAUUGUCCUGGUUAUUGUGAAUUAUGUUGUCCAUGGAUAGAACAAUCACAUGAACGACAAUCUCGAUCUCGAUCACGAUCACGAUCACCUUCACCACCAACACAUGAUCAACAACGAUAUUCUCGUCGUGAUGAAUAUGAUCGAUCACAACAUUAUUUACAUAAAGAUGAAACAAUCGAUGAUAAAAUUGAACGUAUUCGACAUGAAUUAAAUUUAAAUUCAUCUUCAAAACGUGAUAAAUCAACAGAAACAAUUGAUUAUUAUCAUCCAUCACCAAUAAGAACAACCACAACUGUUGAACAACAACGUAUUCCAUAUAAACAACAUUAUGAUCCACCAAAACCACGUCCACGUAGCACAUCAUCACAUAGAGCAUCAUCAUUACCACGUGAACCAUGGCGUACAACAAAUCAAAAUGAUUAUCCAUGGCGUGAUGCUCAUUUACCAGCCUAUCGUCAAGAAUCAUUAAGUCGUUCACAAACACCUGCUAAUGAAAAUUAUCAAUGGAAUGAAACAGCUCAUCAACGUAGUCAUUUAAAUACACAAAAUCAAUCAUCAUCAUCACCUUGUAAAAACAAUUAUAUCUAUCGACCAAAAUCAGAAAUUGAAACUCGUAAAUAUUAUAUGCAAACAACAGGUAAAGAUCCUGAUUGUGAAGUUUAUCAAUCCUUAAAUCAUAAUACAACAUCAUGUUGUAAUAAACAACAAACAAAACAUGAACAUUCAUUUUAUUCGGAUAUACCAACAACAACAACAUUAAAACAAAUGAAUAUAUCAUCAUGUCCUAAUGUAUGUAGAAGUGAUGAUACUUGUUUACAUAUUAUACCUAAACAUGGUAGUACAUUAGAUCCACCUUAUUUAAAAAUCUAUAAUUCACCUGUAACGUAUCUUCAUUAA